CUCUUAAGCUUCCUCCACCGGCCCUUUUUUCCUUCCCAACCCUAUCUGGAAGGGAAGGCUCAUGUUAAUACCAACUAGUGCAAUCAUUUUAUGGUACUGUUACUACGGAUUGCUGAUCCCCAGACAGAUGUUGCACCACCAGGGUCUCCUCAAGUGCCGUUGUCGCAUGUUGUUCAAUGACCUGAAGGUCUUCCUCCUGCGGAGACCCCCUGCUCCCUCUCUCCCAUCGCCACCACCUCUCCCUCUCAUGAACAGUGGAGACCCAGCCUUGAGCUUGCAGGCUUCUAACAACAACACGUUGACUGCGCUGCAUGGGGGGCGAAGGGGACCUUGGAGAGCGACGACUACCGUAGGCGAUGGUGGUGGAGGAGUGGGGACAACAAGCCCUCUGGAAGAAGAGUGGGGGAGUCCCGGGGGAGAGGAACCCAUGUCUAUGAUGAGCAACACCUCCUCCAAUGACUUCUGCAAAGCGAAAGUAGAGGAUAGGUAUUCCCUGGGGAGCAGUUUGGACAGUGGGAUGAGGACCCCUCUCUGCAGGAUCUGCUUUCAGGGUCCUGAGCAGGGUGAGUUGCUGAGUCCAUGUCGGUGUGAUGGGUCAGUGAAAUGUACACACCAACCCUGUCUGAUCAAAUGGAUUAGUGAGAGGGGAUGUUGGAGCUGUGAGCUGUGUUAUUACAAGUAUCACGUUAUUGCCAUAAGCACAAAGAACCCCCUGCAGUGGCAAGCCAUUUCUCUGACUGUCAUCGAGAAGGUUCAAAUAGCAGCAGCCAUCUUGGGUUCCCUCUUCCUUAUUGCCAGUAUCUCAUGGCUAAUCUGGUCAACCUUCAGUCCUUCUGCUAAAUGGCAGCGCCAAGACCUGCUCUUCCAGAUCUGCUAUGGAAUGUAUGGCUUCAUGGACAUUGUCUGCAUAGGUCUGAUCAUCCAUGAAGGGCCCUCAGUUUACCGGAUUUUUAAACGAUGGCAAGCAGUCAAUCAACAGUGGAAAGUGCUGAAUUAUGACAAAACAAAGGACCUGGAGGAUCAAAAAAUGGGGACCAGGACCAACCAACGAACUUCCUCUCAGAAUAACCAUUCAUCCUCCACUGAUAGUGCAGCUAGCAACUCUGCUGCAGCCGACAGCGCGGCCCGGGCAGCUAGUCACCCCACGGGCACCUUGUCUGACCACCACUGUGCUUAUACCAUCUUGCAUAUACUCAGCCAUCUGAGGCCUCAUGAACAGAGAAGUCACUCAAACUCAAACAGAGAGCUUGUGAUGAGAGUCACCACAGUCUGAGAUAAGGAAUUCAGGAGG
Messenger RNA from Euleptes europaea (tarantolino), 1291 nucleotides. It is a transcript of the gene MARCHF4, whose product is annotated as membrane associated ring-CH-type finger 4. Lineage: Eukaryota; Metazoa; Chordata; Lepidosauria; Squamata; Sphaerodactylidae. Gene Ontology annotation, biological process: protein ubiquitination. The transcript is spliced from 4 exons. Gene Ontology annotation, molecular function: ubiquitin-protein transferase activity; zinc ion binding. The record is from RefSeq and is a predicted model, not a curated record. Bases 62 to 1273 code for a protein of 403 amino acids.